UAAACUUAUUUAAAUAAAGAUGAUCAAUGACCCAUUAGUAAUGUUUGGCUCUAUCAAGAUCUUUGACGGGCUCUUCAUAGGAGAUGAAAUAGCUGCUGGUGAUUUAGAAUUCAUCUCUACCAACAAGAUUAAAUAAGGUCAUCAACUGAUCAAGCCAACAAAUUCCUAACCAUUGGAGCUCGAUAGGGAUCGAAUACCUCUCUUUUGAUUGGAGAGAAGAGUACAGUCAAAUCCAUGUUGAUGAGAGUACUUGUAAUGAAAUCUAUCGAUUUAUUGAAACUGGACUUUCUCAAUCAAAUUCAAUCAUGGUGCAUGGGAUCCAUAACCAGAGCACUUCCUACUUGGCGAUCUCUAUCUACCUCAUGAUGAAAUUCAGCUGGAGUUUGAGACAAACAUAUGAUUAUAUGGUGAUAAAACAGCCCAAUUUCUUCCUCACUCCUCACUUUGAGUCUAUAGCUGAGCUAGUCGAGAAAUUUGUUAGCCUAAGAACUCAGCACGAAUCACAGAAUUCAAUAACAGCACAAAAAGAUUCUGCCAUUGCUAAAGGUAAAGUUAAUAAACAAGAAGAAGAGAAGAAUGACAAAGUGGUUAUUUGGAACACCUUCAUUAACACCAAGGUUGGAUUUGACCAAAAUCAAGCACCUCAGGUGGAUACUGCUGGGUCUACCAGAAUGCCCAGUGGCAGAAAUGAUCUACCAAAGAUCGCCGAAGAAGAAAACAAAGAAUCGGUCAAAGAUUCAAGUGAUAAUAGACAGCAGUACCAAGGAAUGGAGUACUCCCAAGGCAAAAGCUCAUCAGGUGUCCGUUGGCCUGAUGAAGAUGGGUCUACAAACCCUAUAUCCAGAACUAUCCCAGGUUCUGAGCUAGAGCCAUCAUGUUCUGAUGGUGUAAUCGAUAAAAUAACUGCUCACAAACGAUUCCCUUCCUACAAAGUAAAGCCAAUAAUAAAGCAGACGAAUAUGGCAUGGAUCCCUGAGAAAGAGGGGUACCAGAAGAAUUACCUUUCAUUUUACCCAAAGAACAUCCAAGAUAGCUUUGUUUCGCCUACUUCUCAAUGCAAGAUGGCUCAAACAGAGGAUCACUCAAGAAGGAUAUUCACCAAUGACUUUGAUCAAUAUAAUGAUGAAGUCCACGAUGCCAUCUGAGAAAAUAUAUCAGGCAAUGAUUUACACAAAUUCGUUCAAGAUCCUCAGGAUAUCAUUAAAGGAGUUGUAGCUGCUAGCGAAGAAGUAGGAGCUGCCCAGCAAGCUCCUCUUGUUGGAUACAGCAAUUCAAAUGCAAAAUUUAGAGCCCAAAACACACAGGAUGAAUAUAACAACUCUAUGAAGCAAUUGCCUCCUGACAGAGUAGAAAAGAUUACACUUCCAUUAAAGGAUUUCUUGACCACAUCUAGUAGUCUCUUAGGAAGAACAAAGAAUAGGUUUAGAUCAAGCCAAGAGUGGAUGAACAAGGCCAGACCUUUUAAAAGAAAGAAUCUAAACUUUUAUCCUUCCUCAAGACUCAAUCCAGAGAAAGGACCUAAGUCUCGCAGAAUUUAUUCUAAGCCACAGUCUGCGAAAAGAGGAAAUGCACAUCAACAACCCUUAGUCCCGUACCAGCGCAAUCUGUUAAGCAGAGGGAUGGGAAGGAUGACUAGCAGGAACAUGCCUAAAAACAUUGUUCAUCUCAGCAAUAACCCACCAACAAAAAGCAAGAAGGCUCUGUUUUCUCAGUCUCUAAAAGAGACUAACUCCUUCUUCGUCAUUGGUCACAAUAAGGCUUUACUCAAAGAUGGGAAUAUCCUGGUAGAUCAUGGAGAAGCCAACGAAGUCCAAAGAUUAAGGAAUCUUAAAAAAAACAAACCCAAAAUGAGAAGAAAGACAUUCAGUGCUAAGCCUAAAGGGAAGACUCUGGACUCAAAUAACAAUGCUGGCUAUAGGAUGUCUCAUGCAGGUAAGUCUUGUCUGAAUAAAGAGUACAGACCUCAAGAAUUUAGCCAUAAAGACCAAAACCGGUAGAUCCUCUAAUAGGAAAUACAUAAAAAUUAAAAAUUCUUCUGGGCUUAGUUCUAAUUUAUCCAAAGUACAGAUUAGAGGAAUUAAGAAGCAGAGGAACCCUAAGAAUCUGAAGGCAACCAAGAAGCCAAAGAAUAUUGAUGAAUUAGACAAUUUAGGUUCGAGUAAUUACCAAUCUCUCAAGAAGAACAAG
Messenger RNA from Moneuplotes crassus, 2187 nucleotides. The record is from the annotation of a GenBank genome assembly. NCBI's taxonomy places the organism in Eukaryota, Ciliophora, Spirotrichea, Euplotida, Euplotidae.